AUGGUUCGUUCCCCAUUUGACGUCUCAGACGAUGAGGAUGAUCCCUUCAGCGACAGAAACUACUCGCGGCUGGUGAAUCGCACCGAAGAAGCCAAAAACGUUCCUGUCUCAGGGCGUUCCAGGCACGCUCCUUCCAAAGCAUACCCCCCUGUUCCCAACGUAAAUGAGGUGGCCAAGGAGUCUGCUUACAACUCGACAACAAGCUCAAUUCCAGAAUCACGGCAACGGGGUGCGCUAUACAAGACUUUUUUUGGGGGACGUGAACGAGGAUGGCCUUACUUCACGUACUUCGUCAGCCUCAUUCAAGUAGUCGUGUUCAUCUACGAGCUGGUGAAAAUGGGCAUUUACACGAAGACCGUUUUCCAAACCAAGCCCUACUUCAACCCCAUGCUUGGACCCUCAUCAUACGUGCAAAUCAACGUGGGAGCCAGAUAUCUGCCCUGCAUGACAACGAUCACGGGAUAUACCGAUAACGAGCAGCUGGAGUGGCCGUGUCCCAACUCCACGUCCACGUCCACGGACGUCUGCAGUCUGGAGGAACUCUGCGGCAUGGGCGUUGGUUUUUCAGACGGCACGCCGCGCCAAUGGUGGAGACUGUUCACGUCCAUCUUCAUUCAUGCCGGAUUCAUACACAUCAUAUUCAACCUUCUGCUACAGGUCGCGCUUGGAUCUAAGGUUGAACGCUACAUUGGAUUACUCAGGUACGCAUUUAUCUACGUUGCUGCGGGCAUGGGCGGCUCCAUUUUGGGGGCCAAUUUCCUGCCUGCUGGUAUGGCCUCAUCUGGAGCUUCAGGAGCGCUGUGUGGCGCAUGUGUUGCCAUGAACCUCAUUCUUCUGAUUUACAACAACAACAUCGACCACUACGACCCCCGUCUGAAAGGCCGCGCGGGCAGGAAGCUCUUUGUCAUGAUGCUGGUCGGAUCCGUGGUGGAAGUGAUUGUUAUCUUUGUGCUCGGACUACUGCCAGGAAUCGACAACUUUGCCCACAUUGGCGGGUUUGUCAUCGGCAUCGUGCUGGGGACUGUCCUUUUGGACAGCCCGUCUUUUGUCUACGAGCAGGACGGACAGACGCGCAAACCACUUAUCUUUUUCACAUGGAUCUUUGUUCGAGUCGUCUGUCUCGCCUUGACGAUAGCGUAUUUCGCACUGCUAUCGAAGAACUUUGCAGAUAAAGGUGCCGAGGCGUCGGAUAGCUGCAAAUGGUGCAAAUAUAUCAACUGUCUCCCUGUGAACGGGUGGUGCGAGCUGGGCGAUUUGUCUGCAACGUCGUCAUGA
Molecule: messenger RNA, 1275 nt
Organism: Ogataea angusta
Lineage: Eukaryota; Fungi; Ascomycota; Pichiomycetes; Pichiales; Pichiaceae
Exons: 1
Coding region: 1-1275 (424 amino acids)
Biological process (GO): proteolysis
Cellular component (GO): membrane
Molecular function (GO): serine-type endopeptidase activity
Source: RefSeq, a predicted model, not a curated record